AUGUGUGAUCAUAAACAUUUAGUUGACAAAGUAGAUAGAUUAGUAUUACCAGAUAAUAUCGUACCAAGUAAAUACGAUUUACAUCUUAGACCAAAUUUAAAGGAUUUUGUAUUCAGCGGCAAAGUUGACAUUACAAUCAAUAUUGUUAAACCAACCAAAAAAAUCAUUAUCCAUUCAAUUGACAUUGAAAUUCAAUCAGUAAAGAUCUUAAAUCAACAAGCUACUUCCGUUACCUACUAUGAACCAGAAGAAGUUGCAAUUUUAGAAUUCCAAGAUGAAUUACCAGUUACAGAAAAUACAAUUCUCUCCAUUGAUUUCACUGGUAUUUUAAAUGACAAAUUAAAAGGUUUCUAUCGUUCAAAAUAUGUUGUCAAUGGUGAAGAUCGUUAUAUUGGUACCACUCAAUUCGAAGCCACUGAUGCUCGUCGUGCUUUCCCAUGUUUUGAUGAACCUGCUUUAAAAUCUUUCUUUAAUAUUAAAAUCACUAUUUCAUCUCAUUUAACUGCUCUUUCAAAUAUGGAUACAACUUCUGUAAUUGAAAAUAAUGAUGGUACUAAAACCUUUAUUUUUGAACAAACUCCAAAGAUGAGUACUUAUAUUGUUGCAUUUAUAGUUGGUGAAUUCGAUCAUAUUGAGUCACAUACUAAAGAAGGUAUUAGAGUUAGAGUUUACAAAUGUGUUGGUAAUAAAGAAUCAAGUGAAUUUGCUUUAGAUGUUGCCACCAAAUCAUUAUCUUAUUUCAUUGAUUACUUUGGUAUUCCAUAUCCAUUAAAUAAAUGUGAUCACAUUGCCAUUCCAGACUUCUCCUUUGGAGCUAUGGAAAACUGGGGUUUAAUUACUUAUCGUGAAUCAAUUUUAUUAACAUCAGAUAAAACUACUCUUCGUACUAAACAAAGAAUUGCUAAUGUAAUUGGUCAUGAAUUAGCACAUCAAUGGUUUGGUAAUUUAGUAACAAUGGAAUGGUGGAGUCAAUUAUGGUUAAAUGAAGGUUUUGCAACAUUUAUGGGAUAUUUAUCAACUCAUCAUUUAUUCCCAGAAUGGGAAGUUUGGAAUGAUUUCUCUGAUUGUUAUAGAAAUGGUGCACUUCGUUUAGAUGCUUUAGAGAAUUCACAUGCAAUUGAAGUACCAGUACGUCUUUCGUCUCAAAUUUCAGAAAUUUUUGAUGCCAUUUCUUAUAACAAAGGUUCAUGUGUAAUUCAAAUGUUAGAGAGUCGUUUCGGUGAAUCAUUUAGAAAAGGUCUUCAUCAUUAUUUGGAUACUCAUUCCUAUAAGAAUACCAAUACCGAUGAUCUUUGGGCUUCAAUUUCAUUGAUUAGUGGUGUUGAUGUUAAAUCAUUCAUUGAUUCAUUCACAAAGUAUCCAGGUUAUCCAGUAGUUUCAUUCACUCCAACUUCAACUGAAGGUACCUUUGAAUUAUCUCAAAAGAAAUUUAGAUUACAAGGUUCUGAGAAAUCUGAUGAUCCAAUUUGGAAUUGUUUCAUUAGAUUCCAAACUGGUAAUGCUGGUCAACAUGAAUUCAUCUUGGAGAAGAAAUCCGAUACCGUAACAAUUCCAAACUUUAAAAAUGGUGAUUGGAUUAAACCAAACUAUGGUCAAACUGGUUAUUUCCGUAUUGCCUACUCACCUGAAACUAUCAAAGCAUUGGUUCCAAAGAUUAAAUCAAUGGAAAUUCCAACUCCAGAUCGUUUAGGUUUAUUAUCAGAUGUUUUCAAUCUUUGCAAGGCACACACUUCUUCCAUCUCUGCCUAUAUGGAUUUAGUUUUGGCUUUUGAAGAUGAAAAGGAAAGUAAUGUUUGGGAUUUCAUUAUCGAUAGUCUUGGUUCUAUUCAAACUUUAAUUGAAGAUCAACCAUACUCAAGUAGAUUCAAUGAAAUCUUUGUUCAACUUUUGAAACCACUUUCAAAACGUUUAGGUUUCGAGCCAACCAAAGGUGAACCAUCUUCAGAUACCUUGUUAAGAGAUAAAGUAAACACUAAAUUGGGUAUGUUGGGUGAUGCUGAUAUCGUUGCUGAAUGUAAGAAAAGAUUCGAAGCUUUCAAAGCAGACUCUUCAAGUUUACCAUCAGAUAUUCGUUCUACAGUACUUGCUACAAUCGUAAAGAAUGGUGGUGAAGCUGAUCAACAAAUCAUCAUUGAUCAAUAUCUUAAAUCUUCUUUAGUCGCUGAAAAGAAUUCUUACCUUUUGGUACUUGCUUUGGCUCCAAAAGAGGAAUUGGUUGAAAAAGCCCUCAAUUUCGCUUUAUCUCCAUCCGUUAGAAGUCAAGAUAGUUAUAUGGUUUUCUUUACCCUCCCAAAUCGUGUUCGUCAAUUCGCUUGGGCUUACCUCACCAAAAACUUUAAUCAAAUCAACGAAACAUUUAAAAACUCUCCUUUGUUUGGUCGUAUCAUUGGUAGUUGUCUCACCUCUAAAAUGGAUGAUUCUCAAUACAAUGAAGUCGUCAACUUUUUCAAAGAUCAUCCAGUUCCAAUUGCUGAUCGUUCAAUUAAACAAGAUUUAGAAAUGGUUACAAUUAAUUCAAAUUGGUUCAAAGCUUUUAAUCAAGAUUUAUCAAAUUGGAUUCAAUCAAAAUAA
This is a messenger RNA of Dictyostelium discoideum AX4, 2571 nucleotides long. It is a transcript of the gene psaB, whose product is annotated as puromycin-sensitive aminopeptidase-like protein. Gene Ontology annotation, molecular function: metallopeptidase activity; zinc ion binding. The coding region runs from base 1 to 2571 and encodes 856 amino acids. The record is from RefSeq and is a predicted model, not a curated record. Gene Ontology annotation, biological process: proteolysis. NCBI's taxonomy places the organism in Eukaryota, Evosea, Eumycetozoa, Dictyosteliales, Dictyosteliaceae. The transcript is spliced from 3 exons.